Messenger RNA from Morchella importuna, 282 nucleotides. RefSeq lists its product as uncharacterized. The transcript has a single exon. NCBI's taxonomy places the organism in Eukaryota, Fungi, Ascomycota, Pezizomycetes, Pezizales, Morchellaceae. The record is from RefSeq and is a predicted model, not a curated record. The coding region runs from base 1 to 282 and encodes 93 amino acids.
AUGCUGGGGUCGAGUCAGAGCUAUAGCAACCUGCUGGGGUCGAGUCAGAGCUCCUGGUGGGGUGCCACAGUUAUGGCAACCUGCUGGGGUCGCGCCAGAGCUCCUGGUGGCAUGCUAGAGCUUUGGUACAGUUCUAGGAUCGACUCAGAGCUCCUGAUGGUCAGAGGUAUGGCAAACCUCCGGGUCGAGUCAGAGCUCCUGGUAGCAUGUCACAGUUAUGGCAACCUGUUGGGGUCGAUCCAGAGCUAUGGCCACCUCCUGCGGCUGACCCAGCGCUCCUAG